UCGAAACACCUUUGGCCGGGAAUACCCCGACACAACUGGUCCUCCGCUCGCCGGCGUGUUUCCUCCCGCGGCAACUCCUCCGCCCCACUGGUCGGCCGGCGAGCACGCCACUUCUACGGUCUGUUCGCUCACAUCUACCCCGCACCGGUGGCUCCCAGAUCCCACCCCACCUUUGCCUCAACCUUGCAAGCUCUGCAAAGCGACUCGAAUAGUUGAACUAAGCGGCGCCGGCAGAGUAACUGAGGUCGGCGUGGCAACUUCCCCGAUCGGCCGUCCCGCCGGUGAGCUGCUACUUUUGGUAAGUCCCCCAUCCCCCCUACACACACACACACACUACUCUUGAUUACACGAGAAACGGAACACUUCUCUAACCAGCACGCCCGUAGGGUGCUUGCGCAAAUGCCACUUCGGCACAUGCUUCUCCAAGCGCGGCAGCGCUGGCCUCAGCCGCCUCCAAAGCUCCCCGAGCUCCUGCAUAUCUUCCGCUCGCUCUCUAUUCUACCAUCUGGAGCCUCGGCCACACCGCCCUGCCGCUCUCCUGCGCAAAUUCAGCUGCCCCAAACCUUGCCUUGCUCCGAUGCCAACCCACUUGGCGCGGGCUUCCACAUUGAUGUUGUCGACGACGACCUCUGGCCCGCUUCCUUCGGCUUCUCCUCGGAUCCCACGCCGGGUGACCAGUGUCUUGAUACCUUCCAAGAACAUGGAGAAGAACACAUGCACGAUUCGGAUGAUGAGAUAGAUGACAUGAGGCACCGCAAGCAGCUGUUCUACAAGCUGGACAGGGGGUCCAAGGAGUUUGAGGAAUAUAACUUGCCCUUGCGCCGCAGAUGGAAGAGAGAUAAACCCAAUGCCAAUAAUCCAUCCGAUUGCGAGAAGGUGGAACCUGACAAGCCAGCUCGUUUGAAGGUCCCAAAGCUGAAAGCAGAGCCUGCAGUGCAUAAAGAUGACAUAGUUGAGUUGAAGAGGGACCGAGUCCCAACUUUUAACCAGAUGACUGAUCCUUACCACCACCCUUUCUGCCUGGACAUACAUGUCUCCAAGGGGUCGGUACGUGCUUGCUUCGUUCACCGAGUGACCAGCAGGGUUGUGUCGGUCGCCCACUCCAUAUCAAAGGACAUGAAGUUUGAUCUGGGUUCAAGGAAGGGCAUCAAGGCAUGUGUGGCGGUUGGGGCGUUACUUGCGAAGCGUGCGAUAGAGGAUGAUAUUCACAAUGCAAUUUAUACACCUAGAAAAGGGGACAAAAUCGAAGGAAAAAUUGAGGUUGUGUUGCGUGGAAUAAUUGAGAAUGGAGUCGAUGUGAAGGUGAAACUCAAACAAAGGAGGAAGCUAACAAAGAAUGCGCCGGUGGUGCAACAGGGCGGUGAGUCUCGGUGACAGCUCAAGGGUUGGCCAGCAUAUAUAACCCUUGAUGGCAUGAACCCAAUGCUGCAGGGUCCAUUUUAUGUCAUCACGGAAGACAAACCAUGAGAUGUAGAACAGCUGAAGGGCAUCUGGGCAUCCUGUUUCAGAUCUUAGCAUUUGUGCCCCCAGGAACUCGCUGCUCUGCCUCGCUGUCUAUGCUCUGCAGUUUGUGACAAGCUUCCAGUUCCGUGUGUCUUGUCUUUGGCCUGCUUCAUGGCAUCAGCAUUCGAAAUUGGAGCACAUGAAAUGCCGCAGUUUGGUAGAUGUCCGUGCUUUGUGGCAGGCUUCUAACGGCUUUUCGCCGUUCUUUUACAUUGUCGCUUGCUCAAGUUCAGAAAUGUAACUGAGAUCCCGGGCUGUAUCUGACUUUUUUCUCUCUUGGAAUGAACUUCUCCAUUUGCACCAA
Messenger RNA from Triticum dicoccoides, 1807 nucleotides. RefSeq lists its product as uncharacterized. Gene Ontology annotation, cellular component: ribosome. Gene Ontology annotation, molecular function: 5S rRNA binding; structural constituent of ribosome. Gene Ontology annotation, biological process: translation. The transcript is spliced from 2 exons. Lineage: Eukaryota; Viridiplantae; Streptophyta; Magnoliopsida; Poales; Poaceae. The record is from RefSeq and is a predicted model, not a curated record. The coding region runs from base 400 to 1374 and encodes 324 amino acids.